AUUCUCGAUGCUCUUAGUUUAAUGUCUGGAUUCUACGCUCUGGUGUUUGGAAUAUACGUUUGUUUAUUCGGUGCUUCCCCGAUAUUACCAUGGGGUAUGUGCCAGUCCUGGUGUUUGCGCAAGCAAGUCAAAGACAGUCUUGCAAAAAAAUAUCCAAAAUACAUACCGCUUAUUGACCCAGUUGACGCUACCGUAGAAGUCAGACAACGAAUAGCAUAUCUCGAGGAUUUCCUUAAAGAUUAUGUAGUUGAAGUAGAUGUAUUGGAAGAGACAGAAGAGACAGAUGAGGCUCUGACUGCGGCUGAAAAAGAUGAACUCGCCACGGGAUCAAGACAGUCACUUGCACCUGUUAGCGAAGAGUGA
Messenger RNA from Paraglomus occultum, 363 nucleotides. Lineage: Eukaryota; Fungi; Glomeromycota; Glomeromycetes; Paraglomerales; Paraglomeraceae. The record is from the annotation of a GenBank genome assembly.